GAAACAAGACCUCCGAAUACUUUUACGGCGAUACUUUGAAGGAGCGUCUUAGACGAACGAAUUACAACGAAAUUGUUUCCCUUCAUGUUUUCUUUAUAUGACCAAGUUGAUUGAGAAAAAGAUAAAAGUAGAAAUUUAUUGAAAUUAACACCUAUCGAUGAUACAUCCGAUAGGGAAAAACGAUCAAGUUAAAUGAGAAUGAAAUAAAGUAGUUGCAUCGGUAUCCUUAGAUGGCGCAACGGGAGGUCUUCGCAUUUUGUUUACCUACAUUGAUUUAUAUUCGCCAUUCUCACGCCGCAAUGUAAAAUAUCUUUCUGAUCAUCGAAAUAAAGACAACGGUUACCUUAAAAAGUGAUAUCAAAUAUACGUCCAUAGUUCAUUUCUUCUACAACAAUAUCUCUUAUAUAUAGCGUUUUUCUCCAAUCGUAGAUAAAAGUUUCCAAUAACCUAAAACGUAACGCAAUGGCAGCGAUACACCGAGAAGCGAUCCAGAAACAAAUACAACAGGAUUGGGCAAAUCGAGAAUAUAUAGAAGUCAUCACCGGCAAUAUAAAAAAAAUUACGGAUUUUCUCAACUCUUUUGAUAUGUCCUGUAGAUCACGAAUAGCUGUCCUAAAUGAGAAACUUACGACGCUCGAGCGUAGAAUCGAAUAUCUUGAAGCUUGCGUAACAAAGGGAGAAACAUUAACAUAAACUGCGCUAAUAAUCCAUUGUCGAUAUCUUUUAUUAUGGAUCUCACGCCUACGGUGUACAUUUAUGCACAAGGAUACGCGUGGAGAAUUUACAGAUUUUUACUACUUCAAAUAAUACAUAUAUAUAUAUAUAUAUAUAUCUGUGUAUAUAUAUGUGUAUAUAUAUAUAUAUAUAUAUCCCCAUGAAUAUUACUUAAAACACUGAUCUUAUGGACCAGUCAAACGCAUUUUUUUUAAUUAUUGUAACGCAAUAACUUUUCAUUUUACGAAUAAAUAAUUAUGGUUUCUCGUACCUUA
This is a messenger RNA of Vespa velutina, 989 nucleotides long. It is a transcript of the gene HSPC300, whose product is annotated as probable protein BRICK1-B. Gene Ontology annotation, molecular function: protein-containing complex binding. Gene Ontology annotation, biological process: regulation of actin polymerization or depolymerization; actin filament organization; cell motility. The transcript is spliced from 3 exons. Gene Ontology annotation, cellular component: SCAR complex. The record is from RefSeq and is a predicted model, not a curated record. The coding region runs from base 463 to 693 and encodes 76 amino acids. Lineage: Eukaryota; Metazoa; Arthropoda; Insecta; Hymenoptera; Vespidae.